Erpetoichthys calabaricus (reedfish) is the source of this 2371-nucleotide messenger RNA. It is a transcript of the gene msto1, whose product is annotated as misato mitochondrial distribution and morphology regulator 1. The record is from RefSeq and is a predicted model, not a curated record. The transcript is spliced from 14 exons. Bases 489 to 2231 code for a protein of 580 amino acids. Lineage: Eukaryota; Metazoa; Chordata; Cladistia; Polypteriformes; Polypteridae. Gene Ontology annotation, biological process: mitochondrion distribution. Gene Ontology annotation, cellular component: cytoplasm.
ACUACAAACAAAAAUUUUCAGCAUCGAAGUUUCUUUUCUUGGACUGUUUUCUUUAUUGGUCUUUUGUCACUUUUACUUUAUAAAGGAAAAUAUUAUUUGAAUGUUGAAUCGGCGUGGAACUGAAAACAUGAAAUAUCUGUUUCCUCACGAACUCAGUGAAAGAAACUGCAAACAAACGUAUAACUCUGAUGUUUUUAACUUUCUAAAAUCCCAUUUCUUUUAAAUAUUUGGGUACAAUUUUCCUCUAACAGCAGUACCCAGAAGCGAAUGCACCUAAACAAAAUACAGGUAUAAGUUUACAGGCCGGUGAAACGCAGCCUGCUGCGGAAACGGAAGUCAUAGUGAAAGCGCACGCUUGGAUUUAACUGUGGAAACAGUAGCAGAAGCAUGUAGUUCAUGCUGUCAGUGUAAAUAUAAAAUUUUCGGUCCUCAAUAAUGACUUUUGUGGCAAAAUCGAUUAGGAUAUUAAGCAACACGUGUAUGUAAAAAUGAGUAAUCCUUGCCGGGAAGUAAUUACCUUGCAGCUCGGACAUUACGCUAACUUCGUGGGCACUCACUGGUGGAAUUUACAGGAUGCUUCACUUUGCUAUGAUAUAAGCCCAGAGGAGACACCCAGUGAAAUCUUCAGUGAUGUUCUCUUCCGACAGGGACAGACGCACUCUGGCCAAACUACUUACACUCCACGGCUCAUUGCAUUUGAUCUUAAAGGGAGUCUGAAUACUCUGAGACAGGAAGGCUGCCUCUAUGAGACCUCAUCUGAGAGCAACUCAUUGGCAUGGGAGGGAGCAGUGAUGACACACAGGGAAGAGCUAGCACAAAAGAACGAGUUUCUUGAAGACCUGGAACUGCUGGAUGGUCAAGGUCUGCCAAAGGAAAGAUUGCAAAUAAAGAACCGUAAGGAGUCCAGAGUCCCUAACACGGUGAAUGGUCAACUGGAGCAUAGUCGUAAAGCAUACAAUCUUGAGAGCAGUGUUAGAGUCUGGUCUGAUUUUCUGAGAGUUCAUCUGCAUCCUAAAACCAUCUCUAUUGUGAACCAGUAUAGCUACGAGGGAGAAUGUGAUCGUUUGGAAGCCUUUGGCCAAGGUGAAUCUCUGUUGAAAGAAAACUCAUUCCUUGAUGAUCUUGAAGACAAAUUGCACUUCUUUGUUGAAGAGUGUGACUAUCUGCAGGGGUUUCAGGUGCUUUGUGACAUUCAAGAUGGAUUUUCUGGUCUGGGAUCAAGUGUAACUGAACUGCUCCAUGAUGAAUAUGGUGGGAGGGGGAUAUUCACAUUGGGCCUGGCCCCCGUCUCUCAUCCACAAAGUAGCGUUGUAAAGGAUGUGUAUCAUCUUAUAAACUCAGUCCUGAGCUUUGUAUAUUUGUCCAAUAACAGUUCUUCCUUUUGUCCACUAUCUUUGAGAGGUGGCCUGGAACGCAGGCCAUCACCUCAUACAACUUUCCCAUAUUUGCUGUAUGAUGCAUCCAGCUGGUACCACAGUAGUGCUGUUUUGUCUACUGUCUUGGACACACUUACAUUGCCUUACCGGCUCCACAAUGGUGGCUGCUCCAUGGGUCAACUCACUGAUGCUCUAGUUUUCUCUGGAAGAAAAGUUUUAUGUGCCUCUGCUUCAGUUCCAUUCCCAAUGGUGUCGGACAAGUCUUUGCCUGAUACACUGGUUGAUUUUGGAGAAACAUUGCCAUGGAGGCCUGUAUCAGCCUGUGGGGAGCUACGUGAAAAUCGCUGUUUUGCACAAUCUGUAUGCCUACGUGGGAUCAGUCCACAUAACAUGAUUUGCAAUUUGGCUCCGGGAUCAAAACCUAUCUCCCCCCUGCAUAUCUGCACCUCAGGAGAAGAUGUGCUUAUCGAGUAUGUAAAGAGUCAGUAUCGUGGCACACUCAGUGCUGUGAAUCUGAUUCAGAGUCCUUGUAAGCUGACAGCUCCAUUUCCACAGAUAUUCAGUCCAUCAGUUAACAAGGAUGGAUUUCUGCAGAUAAAGUCAAGACCAUUUGGUUCAACUGUGAACAACAUCCCAGUGUUAACAUCUGUGCAGACGUCUCCUCUGCUGCACCAUACUUUACUACACCUAUAUUCUUCAGUAAAAUCUUUGGACUUGAGGAGAUUUAACAGCUUUUUGUCUACUGGCACUGAGUUGGAAAACCUUCAUGAAGCCCUACAGGAUUUGAGGACCAUGGCUCAAAACUACAAAAUGAAUUUUGACAUUGAUAUAUCCACUGAGGAUGAUUCAGACUGAGAUGGACAUAGGUGUAUUAGCCACUAAACAAAACUGAGAAAAUUUAAAAUCGAAUCCCAGGCAUUUCCAUUAUUAUUAUGUCUGAAUAAUACUGUGUAAAAUGCACUUUCAAUAAAGAGCUCUUCAUUCUUUACAUUAAA